Molecule: messenger RNA, 1403 nt
Organism: Dictyostelium purpureum
Lineage: Eukaryota; Evosea; Eumycetozoa; Dictyosteliales; Dictyosteliaceae
Exons: 1
Source: RefSeq, a predicted model, not a curated record
GUUAUAUCAAUGGUACAGCAAUAGAUAUAUCAAUGAAUGAUUUAAAUGGCACAACAGCAGAUAUGGGUCAAGAAGAAAGUAGUGAUAGUGAAUCGGAAUAUGACGAUGAUACCAUGGCUAUUAUUCAUGCAAAAAAUGAAAUUGAGGAAAAGAGAAGAUUCUUUCAUCAAAUUCAACAAAUCCAACAAGAAAAUCCAGUCCCAUUCAAAAGAAAAAAAGAGCUUCCAAAAGAAUUCCAAGCACCAACUGUCAAGGAAUUACUCCCAUCCUAUUACUUUGAUAAAAAGUCACUUAAGCUUUUGGGUAAAACUUGGAAUGGUAAUUUGGAUUAUUUAUCAGACAGUGAUGAAAGCGAAGUUGAAACUGACGAUAGUAGAUUCGAUUACAGUGAUUACAGUGACUAUGAUAGUGACGAUGAUGACGAUGAAAGUGACGAAUUUACAGAUUCAUUAGAGUCCGAUAGCAUGUUUUCAGAUAGUGAUGAUGACCUAGAAUAUCAUCAUAUUAGUCAACAUCAUCAUCAUCAACAACAACACCAUCACACACCAUCAAAAAAUAGUAAAAGACAACCUGUAAAUAGUAAUUCAAGUAGUGGUAGUAAAAGAAAUCCACCAUCAAAACAGCAUCCAUCAAAAGGAUCUAAAUCAACACCAACUAAAUCAAAUAUCAAUACACAAACCACACCAACCUCACCACCCUUAAAACCACCAACACGUUCAAAAUCAGCACCAGUCCAAAAUAAUCCCUCAUCACCAUCAAUAUCAUCAACAAAUAAUUUAUUAAAAUCACCAAGACAACUACCCUCACCAGUUUCAACAUCAUCUACAUUAACUACAACGGCAACCGCACCACCACUGAUAAGCACAACAACAACCAGAAAAAGAAAUCAAGCUUUAUCUGCAAGUACAGAUAUGCCACCAAUUAAACCAAUUUCAACAAGAAGAAAAAAACCACAAGCUAAAGAACAAGCUUUGCAAACAAUUUUAGAAUCCCCAACGAAAUCUCCAAAAAAUAAAAAAACAAAUAAUGCUACAGUACCAAUAACAAAAGAUGGUGAAAAUGAAAUUGAACAACAAGAACAAGAUCCAAAUUGCUCAGUUCAAAACUAUACAUGGCAACCAAGUAUGGAGGCAACAGUAAUUAGAUUUAAAAGAGUAAAGAGUGAUACAGAGCUUAAUAGUAAUAAUAAUAACAAUAAUACAACAAAAGAAAAUUUAAUACAAGAAACAACGACUUCAACUGCAUCAAUUGGUACUACACAUCAAGAACAAUCAACCCAACCAAUUUUAGAUGAUUCUAUGAAUGAAUAAAAUAAUUAUAUAUAAUAAAUAAAAAGAAAAAAAAAUAAAAAAUAAAAAUAAAAAAAAAAUAUAUAUAAUUUUUUUUUUAUAAGUUUGUAUAUU